This is a messenger RNA of Hemiscyllium ocellatum (epaulette shark), 1560 nucleotides long. RefSeq names its product dynein light chain 2, cytoplasmic. The coding region runs from base 160 to 429 and encodes 89 amino acids. Gene Ontology annotation, molecular function: dynein light intermediate chain binding; dynein intermediate chain binding. The transcript has 3 exons. The record is from RefSeq and is a predicted model, not a curated record. Lineage: Eukaryota; Metazoa; Chordata; Chondrichthyes; Orectolobiformes; Hemiscylliidae. Gene Ontology annotation, cellular component: cytoplasmic dynein complex. Gene Ontology annotation, biological process: cilium assembly; microtubule-based process.
GGCGGUAUUUCAGGCAGGCAGGGAGGGGAGAGGAGGACUGUCGCAAAAAAAACAGCGGAUCGCAUCAGGGAAAAGCGGUUACAGGGGAAAAAGGAGGUGGUAAAGCGAGCCGCUUUGCUUGGACAUAGAUUGGCAGAUUAACAUCUGGAAGCAAGCACGAUGUCCGAUAGGAAGGCUGUGAUCAAAAAUGCUGACAUGUCUGAAGAUAUGCAGCAAGAUGCAGUAGACUGUGCAACACAAGCCAUGGAAAAGUACAACAUUGAAAAGGACAUUGCCGCCUUUAUCAAAAAGGAAUUUGACAAGAAGUACAAUCCAACAUGGCACUGCAUUGUUGGCAGAAACUUCGGUAGUUAUGUCACACAUGAAACAAAGCAUUUCAUCUACUUUUACCUAGGUCAGGUUGCAAUUCUUCUAUUCAAGUCUGGCUAAAAGGAGAAAGGGGUUUAAGAAAUGAACUAAUGCACUGACGGCUGGAGCCACAGUCCCUUUAAUGGCUAAACAGCUGCAUGGACUUUAUCUUGUGUAUAUGUAGCAGUAAACUUGCUUUAGUUGCCCAGAAAGGCUUUCUUUUCUUUGUAUUCGAUUGAAAUGGAUAAAUGCUUAACAGUGGCCUUUAAAAGAAUAAACUGGAACGGUUGUACUUGAAGAUUGGAUCACUGGACUUCUCUUCAGAAGCAAAAUUUUAUUUUUCAAUUCAACCCCAAUCCUAUUUUUUAUUUUUCUCCAAUUCUUUCUAUUUGGAAGAGAGGGCGGUUGUACUGGAGAUGUUGGUUGUAUUGGCUUUCUUUUGUUUUUUUAAGCUAUAUUUUUUUUAAUAGCAAAAAUUGCUAUUGCAUUGAAUUCCAUCAGCAACACGUUCCUUUUUUUUUAAAAUAAAAAGGUAAUUGAAUUUGAUUCACCACUGUUCUGAGGCUAAGUAAGAUUUUAUUUAAAAAUCCGCUACAUAGAAACAUGAAAUUGUUGGAUUACCAGAAUGACCAGGAAGGCUUGAUUGCACCUUAAGCAGGGCAAAACAGUGUGUUUUCCCCCUUGUGCUGUAAUCUGCCAAGAGUGGAGAAACUUUCAAUACUUAGAAUUCUGUGCAAGGUCAUCAUCAAACCAGCAACAGCUGAAGUUGCUCUGACUUGCUGUAAAAUGUACAGAUGCUACCAGGCAGUUUGUACAUGAUCAUGUGGUGUUUUUUUUUUGUUUGCAUGUUUUCCAAGGUAUCUGUAACAUGGUGUCUUUUUUUUUCAAAACCUAUCCCUUACACAAACCAUUUUAAACAUUAUAAGCUAUCCUUAUUAAUAUAAGCAAACUAUAUAUACUUUAAAGGUGCUUAUAUUGAUUUUCUAGUCUUCCCAAAUGUCAAACAAAUCUAAACUGCUGAGAAUUUUGAUUUUCUUCCCCCCCCCCCCCACCCCCCCACCCCAAUACCUUUACUUGUGUAUGUACUUAGACUACAUAGCUUGUGAUUAAAGCAUGGAAAAGCUUCACUCCUUGUUCAUAAUCUGUCAAUGAGCUAACUGUUAAUGUAAUUGCCAAUAAAUGGAAAGUGUCAGACCUCUGUCAAUUAUGAAA